Messenger RNA from Gryllus bimaculatus (two-spotted cricket), 1548 nucleotides. The record is from the annotation of a GenBank genome assembly. Lineage: Eukaryota; Metazoa; Arthropoda; Insecta; Orthoptera; Gryllidae.
AUGACUCACUGCAUUGCUAACGCACACUGUGGGUGCGUCAAUUGCACAAAAUUUCUAGAUUCUCGAUCUUUCGCCAGCUGUGGGGAUGACAGCACCGUGGCAAUUUGGGACAUUAGAUAUUUAAAGUCCAAAAUUCGAAUCCUCCAUGGCCACGCAAAUCCUGUGAGUAAUAUUGACUACUCACCAAAGGAUGGUUUGCUAUUGACAUCUGGGUUUGAUGGAAGUAUCUUCACAUGGGAUGCACGACAUCUCACUGACGCCCGAUGUGUGUACAAACUCGUGUUCCGUGCUGAUGGCCUCGUUCGCACAAGACUCACUCCAGAUGCAUCAAAGAUGAUCAUUUGUACUAUGGGAGGAUAUCUUAUGAUUGUUCACAAUCUCAACUUUCAAACUCUAGCUGAAGAUCUCCAUAAAUUUAAUCCCAGCACGUAUCGUCUCAUGAGGCAGUCAACCAGCAAAUCGGCAAACAAUUUCACGAAAUUGUCCUCUCCAAUACAUAAAUAUAACCGAGUCGAGUUUGUUUGUGAUUUCCCCAGAGGAGCUGAUAGUGUAAUAGUGUCUUCACUGGAGAUUCAUCCUCAAGGGUGGUGUGCCCUCAGUCGUAACAUAAGCAACAACGAGUUUUCCGAAUGGACCUGCGUUCAUGACAUUCAGGAAUACCCAGACUUCCCUGGAGAUGAUUCCCCCUGUGACUCUGAGAAUCAAUCUUCGGCAGAUUCGGUAUGUCCGUGGAGUGACAGUGGCGUGCAUGACAGUGAUAGUGGCAGCGCCGAGAUCGUCCUCAACAGAGAACUCCCCGCAACCCCCACGCACCUCCCAGGCGCUUCUUCCCGCCCCGAAGCGGGGAGGGACCUCCCGGGGGCUCCGCUAGCGCCGCCCACCCCGCCCUUCUCCUGUUCUCCGAGCACUUCGAGGGGGAGCCCUGUGGGGCAGGCGGAAGGGGCGGAGGGCAGCCGCGGAACAGAAACAGUCGGGGACGCAGGCAGCGCGCCUUCCUCAGGCCUUCCCCGGGAGUUCGCUAAGGUCACUGGGAGGGAACCAUCUAGUACACAAGAAAGUGGACACAUGCGCGAAAGAGCUGAACAGGAAGGAGGCGCCAGGUUCAAUGUUGACGACCAAAUUCCCAGUUCUGCUUCUGCUGUACAAGUAGUUCCCAUUAGCGGAAGAUCACAAUUAUCUGGGCUUCGUAGUGCUUACUUUGCUCAGUUUCCGGCAUUUAAUGACCAAAUGCGUCAGAAUAUUCCAAGAUUGACUCACUAUGUUAGGGAAUUGAAUGCUGGAGAAGGGCUCUUCAAAGAAUUAUGUUUCUCUGCUGACGGGCGUUUAAUAUGUUCACCUUAUGGUUGCGGAGUUAGGCUUCUAUCCUUUUCUCCUGAAUGUUCGGAACUAUCAACUUGUUUCCCAAUUGAACCUCCUGUUCAAUUACAUGAACUGACUUCAAGUGUUUGCCACAAAGAUGUAGUAGUUUGCACACGGUUUUCUCCCCAUCACUGUCUGUUGGUAUCUGGAUGUUUAGGUGGAAACAUUGUAUGGUAUCAACCGAGUUAG